Molecule: messenger RNA, 816 nt
Organism: Cuscuta campestris
Lineage: Eukaryota; Viridiplantae; Streptophyta; Magnoliopsida; Solanales; Convolvulaceae
Source: the annotation of a GenBank genome assembly
CGUCGCACUCCUCCGUCGAGCCUGCGCCACCACCGCCUCCCCCGACUUCUGCUUCAACUACCUCUCCAAAACCCCCUCCGUCGCCUCCGCGUCGCGGCGGUCCCUGCCGGCGCUCGCCGCGGCGAUCACCGACACGGGGCUCACCUACGCGAAGCUGAUGAGGGAGUACGCGUCCAACAAGGCGGCGGCGCCGGAGACGCGCGCCGCCGCCGCCGGCGUACGCCGAGUGCGCGCGGCUCCUGGGUGACACCGCGACGCAGCUCGAGAUCGCCGCCCAGAUGAUCGAGCAGAUUGCGUCGGCCGCCACCGCGGUGGACGACGCGAGCUACUCGCUCAUGAGGUCCGGCGACGGCGUGGCGGCGUGCAAGCAAAAGCUGGCCGCCGUCAAGGUGGAGGACCGGUACGUGAAGGUAUCGUCGAAGCAUGUGGAGAUUUACAGCGUCGCCCCCGACAACAUUUUGACGGACUUGAAGCGUAACGGGAAGAAGGUGGUCAACUAAUUAUGGAGAUGGAUGGCGGAGGCCGCGGCGGAACACGGUGGUUAAUUCGAUGAUAUAAGUAUAUAUCGAUCAAGAGAUUGAAAAAACAUCUCUUAGUCACUCCGUAUGUAAAACUGAGUAAUCAAAUAUUCUGUUUCUCUAUAAAUUUUCUUCUAAUUAUGCAUUGGGAUAUUGAGUAUAAAAUUUCAUGAAUGCUCUUCUUAUUUACAUGUGAUUUUCUAUAAAAUGUGGAUGAGAUGAUUAAAUUAUUUUCACAUUGAAUUUCAUUAAUGCUUCUUAUUUACAGGGUGAUUUUUCAUAAACUACUUCAAUUUUU